Messenger RNA from Orbilia oligospora ATCC 24927, 1947 nucleotides. RefSeq lists its product as uncharacterized. Bases 1 to 1947 code for a protein of 648 amino acids. The transcript is spliced from 7 exons. Gene Ontology annotation, cellular component: mitochondrial outer membrane. Gene Ontology annotation, biological process: mitochondrion organization; regulation of mitochondrion organization; small GTPase-mediated signal transduction. The record is from RefSeq and is a predicted model, not a curated record. NCBI's taxonomy places the organism in Eukaryota, Fungi, Ascomycota, Orbiliomycetes, Orbiliales, Orbiliaceae. Gene Ontology annotation, molecular function: GTPase activity; calcium ion binding; GTP binding.
AUGAUAGCCGAAGUCCGAAUAUGCGUCUGUGGCGACGAAGCCACCGGCAAAUCUAGCCUUAUCAUGUCAUUAUGGAAAGACGAAGCUAUACCGACGUUCUCCGGCACCGUUCUUCCUAUGGUUACGAUGUCGCUUGGCAUAGAUGCACCGAUAUCGACGACUAUAGUUGAUACAUCUCCUUUGCCGCAAGAUCGGAAUACUCUGAAAAGAGAAAUUAGAAAAGCAAAUGUGAUAUUACUGGUUUAUUCGGAUCAUUAUAGCUGUGAACGAAUAACUCUAUUUUGGCUUCCGUUCCUGAGAAGCUUGGGAGUUAAUUUACCAGUGGUCUUAUGCGCCAACAAGAGUGACCUGCGGCCCGACGUUGAUGUAGCGCAGGUAGUUGAAGAAGAAAUGAUGCCCAUAAUGCAAGAGUUCAAAGAAAUAGAUUCUUGUAUAAGAGCAAGUGCAAAAGAACAUAGGAAUGUCGACGAGGUAUUCUAUCUAUGUCAAAGGGCUGUCACACAUCCCAUAGCCCCUCUUUAUGAUUCUAAAGAACAGAAUCUAAAACCGGCGGCAGUCGAAGCCCUCCGUCGUAUAUUCUUCCUCUGCGACAAAGACCAAGACGGCGUCCUAAACGACCUCGAAAUCGCCAAAUUCCAAAAACGUUGCUUCAACAAAUCCCUCUCAGAACCCGAACUCGAAGAAAUAAAACACACUCUCCACAAAAUCUCCACAGACUGCGUAACCCCAUCGGGUAUCACCGAAAAGGGCUUCAUCCUCCUAAACCGUCUUUACGCCGAAAAGGGUAGACACGAAACAACAUGGGCAAUCCUCCGCACCUUUCAUUACACAGAUAGUCUUUCCUUAAAAGAAACUUUCCUCCACCCAAAAUUCGACGUCCCCCCUUUCUCCUCCGCAGAACUCUCCCCCGCCGGCUACCGUUUCUUCGUCGACCUCUUCCUCCUCUUCGACAAAGACAACGACGGCGGUCUAAACCAAACAGAACUCUCCUCCCUCUUCCGCCCAACCCCCGGCCUCCCCCCACCAUGGCAAACCACAAACUUCCCAUCAUCAACAGUCUGCACCGAAGGCGGCCACAUAACCCUCCAAGGCUGGCUAGCACAAUGGAGCAUGACAACCUUCGAAGAUCCCAAAACAACAUUAGCAUACCUAGCCUACCUCGGUUUCGAAUCCACAACCUCCUCAUCCUCCUCACCGACAACCACAGCAGCCCUCAAAAUCACAAAACCGAGAAAACGUAGAAGAAGAAUGCAUAAAGUCGAACGCUCGGUCGUACACGCAUACGUAAUCGGCUCCCCAUCAUCAGGGAAAUCCUCACUACUAGACGCCCUUUUAAACCGUCCGUUCAACCCAACUUACCAUCCAACGAUAAAACCCUUAACAGCAGUAAACUCCGUCGAACUCCCCAUGGGGAAACAAGUCUACCUAAUCCUCUCCGAACUAGGAGAACUAGAACCCGCCAUUCUUGAAAACCAUCAGAAGCUAAACAACUGCGAUGUAAUAGUCUACACCUACGACUCCUCAGAUCCAGAUAGUUUUGAUUACAUAAUCUCUCUCCGAAAAAACCACCCACAACUAGACGACCUACCUUGCGUGUACGUCGCUCUAAAAGCAGAUUUGGAUAAAACCACCCAGAGGUGUCCAAUACAACCAGAUCAGUAUACAGAAGAAAUGGGAAUGCCCCCGCCAAUACAUGUUUCAGUACGAUGGAGUAGUGUGGCAGAGUUAUUCGUACAAAUUGCCGAGGCGGCGUUGAGUCCGCUAGGGAAUUUCCCAAGGACCGAACCUGAACCAGUGGAUAGGAGUAGUUUGUAUUUGGCUGCCGGUGUGACAGUUUGUACGGCUUGUGCGUUUUUGUAUAUCUGGAGGAAAGCGAGUCCGGCGACCUUUGGGGUCGGAUUGUUGAAGCCGCCGGUUUGGAUGGGUGCAUGGGGUAGUGGAUCUUGA